Messenger RNA from Lottia gigantea (owl limpet), 396 nucleotides. RefSeq lists its product as hypothetical. The record is from RefSeq and is a predicted model, not a curated record. The transcript is spliced from 2 exons. Bases 1 to 396 code for a protein of 131 amino acids. NCBI's taxonomy places the organism in Eukaryota, Metazoa, Mollusca, Gastropoda, Lottiidae.
AUGGGGUUUGGUACACAGUUACAAGGGCGUAUAUCUCACAGGGCCCUAAUUGAAGUACAGGAUAUAGAAAUUAAAGUAUUAGAGAAUAUCAAGAGAUGUAUGGCUCUAAGAGUAGAAAGUGAUCGUCAGUAUGCUACGUCAUUAGCUAAAGUCAUUGCACAAGCUCAAAAAGUUGAUUCUUCUGAGUUCAGUGACACCUUAACUUUUCUGAAAGUAUGGGAUAAUAUAGUCAGUGAAUCAGAUGUAUUUUUAAAACAAGUAAGAGAGAAUGCUGAUACAUUGGCAGGUAGAACACUCGAUACAAUGACUACUAUUAUUAAUGAGAAGAAAAAUAUGAGAAGAUUUUAUGUUGAAGAGAGAAAUAGAUUAGAAACUGAUUUUAGUAGAGUAAGUUAA